AUGUGGAAAACUACUCAUGGCGUUGCGGUCAUUCACCAUACAUAUAUUGCGAGUGGCCCAAAGCAAAUGUCUGUUUUAGCGGGCGAUCCCAUCGAAAUCUUCGAAGAAACUAAUGAUUGGUUUCUUGGUACAAAUUUGAACACACAACGUUCAGGAAUUUUCCCGAAAGUUUGUGCAAAUUUCCGUAAAUUACCUGCUAUUAAUAAUAAACAAUAUUUAGCAAUGCCAGAAGACCUUUUGAUUUACGAUUCAUAUUUGACUUUAAAUGUCGCUUUACAACAGUACGCUACCCUUCCAGCAUCAUAUGUCCUGCAAGUUUUUGACUCCAUCCAAGAAAUUGUUCAGAUUUAUCAGAGUUUUGAAGAUAAAAAUCAAGAACAAUUUAUAGAAUUUGGACAUACAUCGCUUGGUUUGAAGAUUAAAAACAUCCGUGAUGCAUUAGGUCUUCCAGAUACCUUCCGCUGUGGAAACUAUUCCCCGCAAACAAUCUCUUCCUGGGGUUUAGACCACUAUUUAUCCAGAUGCGCCUUUAUCCCAUCACACAAACCAAAACCAACAGAGCACGUCAUGAUCGCAGCACAUGUUAAUAUAAAAAACCUUGUACAACCCCAGCAAUUCCGUUUUGCCCUUUAUUCUGGACAUAUUAAUUAUUCUCCUUGGGCAUCUCAACAAUUUUCAACUAUAUUAACACCAGAACGUCCUGAAGUUGAUCUCCAGUUCAUUCAACUCGAUGAAUAUAUCUUUAAUUCUCCAUUAUACGUAGUCAUUUUUAUUGAUAACAUCAAAGCAGCUACAAAAGACCAACCAGAGCAGAGAAUACCUCGCGCAUGUGCUAGCGCUCAGCUCAAGUUCCGUUCAAACCCUUACGAAAAGUCUAUUACUUCACAAUGCACUGCUUACGCUUACGGUAACGAUUAUCACCCUAAUCUCCAUACAGCCAUUGCCAUUUCACCUCAUAAUUUAAUCCACGAUUCAAUUGCUUUCAGUCUUGACUGUACAGCUUUCAAUGGCGAAUACGAUAUGAUCCAAAGUAACUCUGCGAAGAACACAUUUACGGUCAUGCCAUACAAAUUACCAAGUAUCGUUUCGUUUAACUUCAACAGAUCUUCAUUGACGUUCCGAUUUGUCAAUAUCGAGCAGGACGCCAGCAGAAACUCAUUCAUGUACAUAGUCAGAAUGCUUGACGCUUCAACAAACAAAUUCCUCCCGAUUUUGCCAAAGAAAAUCCAAGUUGAUCCGAAAUCAGCUUACACAGAAACAGAAUGGCACUCAUUGGUCAUCAAAGGACAAAAGGAACUCACUCUCGAUGAAGUAGUUACUACCGAUAUCUCUAAUUACACUUCGAAAUUGGACAAUUUAUACCUUUGCAUCGAAUUCCAGCGCACAGGACAUAUCGGAAAGUCAUUAUCGGCAUUCGGCCAAUCAGUAAUCAAGCUUACUGAUCAGAACGGAGCUGUAAAAAUCCUUGGAGACGGAAAUUACCAAAUUUUCCCACUUUCUUACAAAGGAUCGGCACAAGAAAUCAAAGAUUUCAACCUCGAUACAGCUAAAGCAGGAAAACCCAUCGGUACUCUUACAAUUAAUUCGAUAAUUAACUCAGUGAACUUUGCACCGAACAAAGAUAUCAACGCUUUGUUGUACUGCAGACCAGGUACUCCGAUUAUUCCGAACCUCCAAGCUCUUCAAACUUUGAAAGCCGGAGUUUGGAUAUUAUUUUCAAAGAAAAUCUUCGAACAAAUCUGUACUCUCAUAGUCGGAAACACAGAAGAGACACAAUACGCUCUGGAUUCGUUCUUCCGACUCUGUUAUCAGGUUUACGGAGAUAUAAAAGCAGAUAAUUACCAAAGUGUAUUGUUUGAGUACAUAAAUACCGAAUUAACACAAGAGAAGGCCGAUGCAAGUAAUUACAAGGCGGCUUAUAACCAAAUCCUUGCAGAAACUACGAAAUUAACUGCACCUGACCGUAAAUCUGAUCCAACUUACAACCAGACCUUCCUGGCCCUUCCAUUUAUUGUUGGAUUCUGUAUUUCCCUCUUCGAUUCCGCUAAAGGAGGCUCCAAACCAUUGUUUGCCAACAAAAUUGGCCCAAUUAUCAAGAGAAUCUCGCAAUUCAUCACUGAUAAAGAUGUACCAAACCAGCUGAUCAACAAGCUCAUUUCGAAUAUCCAUGUUAUCAUGGAAUUCCUCACAAAAGUUUACAAUUACCAACAAGUUGCCACAAUUUUCUUAGAAAUUUACAAUUCUAUGGGUGAACUAAAAAGUGACAGCCCUCAAGAAAUUUUAGAUCUCAAAAUUAAUUUAAUUAAUGGCUUAGCGUCAUCAACAAUGUGGAAUGAAGCAAGCGCUAUGUCUGUUUUGAGACCUGUUUUCAAAACUGACAUCAAUUUGAUCGCAAAUGACCCUAAGAUGGAGCAAAAGAUCAUCGAUGCGUUGGCUACAAUCUAUUUCACAUCUCGUAACCCAUAUCCUCUUGAUUUUUUCGACAUCAUUUCGAACUAUUGUGAAAAAACUAAUAAAAUGGAGGUCCAAUUCUUCAUUUUAUCACUCAUUUAUCAAUUCCCGAAGAACAUCCCUAUAGAAUCUGCUAUGAAAUCCCUUUCUUCUCCUGUUAUUGAACCGAAAUUGAGGUUAUUCCUUACAAUUUUCUUCCUUCAAGAGAACAAAUCGAGAUUGAACGUUCUCAUGAAGAGCCAGGCCAAAGAUCCUGAAGCGAUGAUGGAUAUUUUCAAGGUUUGCCUCGAAUCCGCUUAUUUGGCCGCAACUCCAGCCGGAAUUCCACUUGAUUUGCAGAUCCAGCAGAAGACAUAUGGCUUUGGUGCCAAUUUCAGUGUUCUUUCGGACCUUUUAACUGAACUUCCCUCUUCUCAAAUCGCAUCUGACGCUUUAUUCGGCCAUAUCUUCCACGCGUACUCAUAUUAUCAGUCGGAGUCACUCAGGAAGAUGUUCUUUACCAUCAUCGAUGCGAUGUUCCAAGAGAAAUUGAAGAAUCCUCAGUUAAUUACCAUGAUUCUCCCUGUUUUGAAGCAGUACUCCAACCUCCCGCACUUCUCCAACAUCUCAAAGAUAUUCACACCAUACAAGAACGAGCACAAACAGCUGGGCGAACUUUGUAUCUCAGCUUUGUCAACGAUAAAGUCUACAAGAUUGCAGCAGACGAAGCCGAACCAGUAUUUACUGAUCGAGUCCUACCUCAAACUCGUAGAAUUAGGUAAAUCUCUCGGUUCAAAAGAAAUUAUUAUCCAAAAUCUUGCACAAGUUGCGCAAUUGAACGAGUUCUACAAGUCAAAGAUAGAACAGGCGUUCACACUCCUUCAGAUUCUUGACGAAAUUCCUAUCUCCAACGAUGAGAAAAUUUCGAUACCCGGAUUCGAACCUAAAAACGGCAGAUUGUUAUGGAUUGAGAUUCUCCGUAAAGUCCUCAACCUCUUUGCCGAAGAAUCCCUCGACGAAUACGGCAUAGAUGUCCUGAAAACUUUCAGAGAAAAAGUUGUGAACAAAUUCCGUCAUUACGAGCUUCUUCCUGAGCUCUAUACUCUCGAGAGCCAGAUCUACAAGAACAUGUUGUCCGGACAAAGAAACUACUCCAAGUACUACAGAGUUUCUUUCGGAGGAGUCUCAAAAGUGGAAGAAGCUGGAAAAACGUACAUUUAUCGUCGGCCUUCAACCGUUCCUUACGCUGAAUUUUUGACAGAGAUGAAGACACUUUUCCCCGAUGCCGUGGUGAUUGACAGGGCUUGCAACAUCCAAGCGAAUGCUGGCAAGGAGAGAUUGUUCAUUUCCAUUGACAUGGUUUUCCCUGUAACGGAAGAAGUCGAAAAAGACGUUCUUUAUCAUCCAGACACGAAUAAGCCUGAGUUCCUUCUUAAAUGGGAGGAAUCGAAGAAUCCUUACAUAUUCAAGGCAGAACUACAGAAGGUGAAUGAUAAAGAUUUCACUCAGGAAUUCCAUCACACGGCUACAACAUUCCCAAGUCCUUGUUCUAGAUGCAUAAUCAGCGAAAACAUAAGGAAGAAAGUCAGUCCUCUUGAAGCUAUUUGUUUGCAAGUUAUCAAGGAAACUUCCAAACUAAAUGCUGAUGAAAACUCUGGUACAUCGAUGAAGGACAUCAAUUUGGAUUUGCUACACUUGAAUGGUUCUAUUGGCGCUUUAGGAAAGAGAGGAAUCAUUGAGGCUGCAAAUCAGUAUUUGAGUGCAAAUUAUAUGGAACAGAAUCCGACACAGAAGAAAUUAUGCGACGAAUUCAAGAAUUUGGUGAAGAAUUUACUUGGUGUUAUUAACAGAAGAAUUGAAGAUCUAAAACAGGCUGCAGAUAUAACUAACGCAACAUUCGCAAAGGCGUUCGAAGCUGCAAAGACUAGUUAUGAUGAAUUAUACGGAAAAUUGGCUGAUUUCUUGAAAUAA
Messenger RNA from Trichomonas vaginalis G3, 4401 nucleotides. RefSeq names its product dedicator of cytokinesis family. Gene Ontology annotation, molecular function: small GTPase binding; guanyl-nucleotide exchange factor activity. Gene Ontology annotation, biological process: small GTPase-mediated signal transduction. The transcript has a single exon. The record is from RefSeq and is a predicted model, not a curated record. The coding region runs from base 1 to 4401 and encodes 1466 amino acids. Gene Ontology annotation, cellular component: plasma membrane; cytoplasm. Lineage: Eukaryota; Parabasalia; Trichomonadida; Trichomonadidae.